AUGAAUUUAUUGCAUUAGAAGAGAUCCAAUUCAAAUCAAACUCUACUUAAACAACAAGCAAGAAUCACUAGAAUUCAAAAAUAAAGGGAACCCAAUUAACAUCUAGUUAAAUAGAAAUCUUACUCUAUUUUAUAAUUUUAAAUGGAAAAUGAUGGCAAAAUAUGUAUACAAACAAAUAGAAGAUUAAUAAGAUCAUAUUCUGCUUAUCGUUAAAAUGAUAAAAAAGAUGUUAAUAAUCACUUAUUUUUAAAGAACAACUCAUAAUUAUUAUAUUCCCCUCCAAAAAUCCCUUCUCCUAAACAUUCUGUAAUGUUGCAAAAGAAAACUGUACUCACUAAACUUCCUUAGAAUGUCAGAAAAUCUUAACAAUAUUUAUUAAAUGACAUUUUAUCAAAUAAACCAAUCAAUCAAUAUGUAACUAAAAGAACUCAAAUAGAAAAGCCACAUCCUUAAGUAAAUUCUUAGAAAGUGUCUCCAUCACCAUCUACUUAUCCUUUGUAUAAUUAAUAUUAAUAUAAAACAAGAUUAUUUUCUGAAAUUUAAAAGGAUCCAUUGAAAUACUUUCAUUAAGCCCAAUAAUUUUCCAUUAUAUAUAACUAAACCUAUUUACGUAAGUUACUCAAAAUUGAUCAAAGACAAUGA
Paramecium sonneborni is the source of this 642-nucleotide messenger RNA. NCBI's taxonomy places the organism in Eukaryota, Ciliophora, Oligohymenophorea, Peniculida, Parameciidae. The record is from the annotation of a GenBank genome assembly.